Messenger RNA from Exophiala aquamarina CBS 119918, 783 nucleotides. RefSeq lists its product as uncharacterized. NCBI's taxonomy places the organism in Eukaryota, Fungi, Ascomycota, Eurotiomycetes, Chaetothyriales, Herpotrichiellaceae. The record is from RefSeq and is a predicted model, not a curated record. Bases 1 to 783 code for a protein of 260 amino acids. The transcript has a single exon.
AUGUCUGGUUUUGGUGAUUGCACUGCAAUGAUUUCCUCGCCACAGGAAGGUACCGUUGCAUUCCAGAACAACUAUUCUCACGAUAUCUCGUCCCAGCAGCAGCACACAACACCUGCGCUCGAUCCAAAUGCAGUAAGUGGGCCAGCGUCGUCUGAAGAUGAGUCCGAAAAUCAUUAUCCAGUCAAGACAUUUGUCUUCCGACGCAAGGCUCUCAGAAGUAAUAUGCAAAUCUUCGACGUCGGAAGUCAGGUCGAAACGCCAUCGUAUUUCGCAGCCGUCAGGGAAUGGAAACUUAACACUCCUGAUGUGACGCUGCACGCUGGAACAGAUGCCACCGCUGACAUUCUAGGCGUGGCUCAUUUCCGCUUUUCACGACACAUCAUGCUCGGCCUAGGGAAUCCCUCAAGAGAUGCUUCUAGUGUGGUGUGGGAGAAGAUGCAGAGGCAGACCUUCUUCAAGAACAAGUGGACCUUUGAAUUCACCGAUCCUAAUGCCUGCGAUAUGCCAAUACCGUCAAUCAACGCCCCCGCUAGAAGACACUUCAUAUGGCAACGAACCAAUAACAGUACCCUAGGUGUGAAAGGAGUGGGUAAGUUGUCGAUAAGGAAUGUCCGAUUGGUCGACCAGGACAGUGGAGACGUCGUCGCUGUGUUUCUGGCUGACAAUCUCACGAGCCUCAAGAGGAAAGGCGAGCUGAGAAUAUUUCAGAAGCUCAGCACUGAGCUGGAGAGGAUCAUCAUCUUGGGCUGUGCCAGUAUUGCCGAGAAGAUGCACAGAGACUAA